Molecule: messenger RNA, 1040 nt
Organism: Aspergillus steynii IBT 23096
Lineage: Eukaryota; Fungi; Ascomycota; Eurotiomycetes; Eurotiales; Aspergillaceae
Exons: 2
Coding region: 294-905 (203 amino acids)
Source: RefSeq, a predicted model, not a curated record
GAGCUGGUGGUGAUUUGGAAUCUUCCAAUUCGGACCCUGUGCGACGCUCGGCCAAAAGCAAUGGGCGGUUGCGCCGAGAUUAGCGCCCGAUGCCUCUCUGCUCGUAUGUCCUACACUGCAAAUGCACCUAAGCCAUCACGCCGCAUCUGCAGAACCACCCAUCGCCUAUCCACCUUAAUAUGACACCCUGCCUUGCGCCAUCCGCGCCAUAAGGUAGUUAGCACCCAUCUUUCCUUCCGUACUCGCUGGAUGCGCCUAUCGAAUUUGAACUAGCAUCAAUCACACCCCCCGCAAUGCCGGUCUACCUCCUCUACGGCUUCCGAUGGCCUCGCGCCGGCUUCACGGGCAUCCGAGUCUACAUCGUCCUGCACAACCUGGAGGACGCGACAGCCGAAUACCUACAACAACCUCUAACGACGGAGCUUCUGCUCAACUCGUUCAAAAAGACUGAACCGGGCAUCGUCUCGCGGCUGCCGGACAUGCGCUUCAUCGAGCAAUACGACCCCGAAGAUACCAGCGAGGAGGCGGUUAGCAAGACGCAUGCGUACGUCGCGGGGAAGGUGAUUACGAUGCCGGAGGUCGGAAGCCCCGGGGCCUGUCUGAGCUUUGAUGCUGAGGAGCUGGUGAAGAGCUCUGGCCUGGAUCAGGAUGGCAUGGAGGCGUUGACGGAGAUGCGGGAUAAGUAUGCGGCCGGGGAGAAGAUCGGUUGGUAUAUUGUGUACAAUGGGGAUCCCGAUCGGUAUUUCCCGCCGGAUGAGGAGGACGAGGAUGAUUAUAGUUUGGAGGAGGAGGAUGAGGAGGAUGAGCAGGUGAAUGGCAGUGAGUAUGGCAAUGGAACGGCGUCCCGACCGCCGUCGACUCCGACGUCGCUCCUGACUCGAUUCUUCACCAAAAAAGCGGCCUGAGAUGGCAUAUGAUUUACGGUUGACAAUGUGAUGGUUUACUUUCGGUGCUUGCAGGAGUAUUAGUCUUAUGGAUGAGCAAUUUAUGGCGUCUUGGUUUAACAUGUCAUUCGUCUAACUUUUUUAUUUGAGAAUGGU